UUACUGAUCGUCUAUAGACUAGAUAUUGCAGAGAGUAUCGAAUAUCAGAAGUGUUCGGAAAGAGUUUUGUGGUAUCUAAGGAAUUCUAAUUUUUGAAGAGUAAAUAGAGACAUGGCAUUAUUUGGAUCAUCCACAGCAGCUGCAUCAGCAAGUAGUCCAGCUACUACACCAUCUCAACAACUUAAGAAAGAAAUUGAGAAUCAAAUUAGUCAAGAAUUAGCAGUAGCUAAUGCUACUGAAUUAGUUAGCAAAAUCACCGAAAAUUGCUUUGAAAAAUGUAUUUCACAACCUGCUAAUGUCCUUAGACCUCAAGAAGAUCAAUGUGUAAGUCAAUGUUUAGAAAAAUAUAUGAGGUCGUGGAAUGUCAUAUCAAAGGCAUAUAUUACCAGAAUUCAACAAUCUUCAAACGAUAAGUAGAUGUAACUCCAUGUUAUCAAUUUACUCAAUUACACAUAACUAGCCACACUUUGUCUGGAACAACUCUGUACAUACAUUUUAUAAACAUUCAUACUACGCAUACUCGGCGUAUUAAUAGUUACGAACAUGAUAUAAUCUAUUCUAUUCUAUCAUGCUUAUUGGAUAUAGAGAGUUACGACACUAAUUUACAUAGCAUUAAUGACAAUAAAUAUUUAUUAAUUAUUUAUAAAA
Molecule: messenger RNA, 648 nt
Organism: Scheffersomyces amazonensis
Lineage: Eukaryota; Fungi; Ascomycota; Pichiomycetes; Serinales; Debaryomycetaceae
Gene: TIM13
Product: protein translocase subunit
Exons: 1
Coding region: 112-417 (101 amino acids)
Source: RefSeq, a predicted model, not a curated record